AUGAACAAUAAGUUAGCCAUGGCAAGCCUCAACAGAAACAAAAGUGCCCCCACCACCACCUCUAGCGGAAAGAGCAUGGAGAUGAAAAUGAACAAGAAGACCGCACGUCUCUUGUCUGCCUUGCUGCACUUGACCAAGCAUGAAAAGAGCAACUCCCCACCCAAUAAGCAGGAUCUAGAUGAAACCUCCGCAAUGAGCCUUACUGAAGAAUUCUCAGAGACUGCGGAAUUUAUCGAGACUGCUGUGUUCAGUGCACCUCGUGACACGCAAGAAGAACAAGAAGAGGUCGCACAAGCAGAGGUGCUGGUAGCACAAGAAGAGGUAGCACAAGACGAACAAGACGAAGAAGAUAGCGAAGUAGUGUUUGAAUUUGACGUGGAUGACUUUGAGGCAUUGGCUGGACUGGAUAUUGACAACUUGGGGGAUUUGUUGUGUUUGAUGGGUCUCGAUGACGAACCUCACAGAGAAAACGCAGAAGAAGCCCCAAGAGAGACAGCAGAAAUCCAAAAAGGAGAGACUCCAACAGUCCAAAAACAUGCACUAUCCAAAAAGCGACCAAGCAAAAAGAGUGACCAGCAUGGGCGCUUCCAGGACGACAUUCUCCGGCGGCUCCAGAAGCAGCUGAAAGAAACAAAAGCAGCCUACACACCAUACACCUAUGGCAGAAAUGGACUCGCUGUCGAUGGGGGGCAGGAGCAGGCUGACUAUGAUGACAAUGAGACCAGCCAGCUCAGCACCAGCACGGAUGGUCCUUAUUACUAG
Seminavis robusta is the source of this 762-nucleotide messenger RNA. The record is from the annotation of a GenBank genome assembly. NCBI's taxonomy places the organism in Eukaryota, Bacillariophyta, Bacillariophyceae, Naviculales, Naviculaceae.